Messenger RNA from Endocarpon pusillum Z07020, 1929 nucleotides. RefSeq lists its product as uncharacterized. NCBI's taxonomy places the organism in Eukaryota, Fungi, Ascomycota, Eurotiomycetes, Verrucariales, Verrucariaceae. Gene Ontology annotation, molecular function: tRNA binding; translation initiation factor activity; ribosome binding. The record is from RefSeq and is a predicted model, not a curated record. The transcript has 6 exons. Gene Ontology annotation, cellular component: cytosolic small ribosomal subunit. The coding region runs from base 1 to 1929 and encodes 642 amino acids. Gene Ontology annotation, biological process: translational initiation.
AUGGCGGCCACCACACAGUUCGCUUAUCGCACACUCAAGGGCAUCGGCAUUGUCAAUGGUCCGCCUUCAUAUGAACCGCUUGAGGGCUUUACAAGGCCGGAGGGAAAUAUACGCUGCUGCAUGUACUCCUCAUGUGGUCGCUACUUUGCGUGGGCGACAACAGAAGAGGUCAAGAUAGUUGAUGCCUCCAGCGGCAACGUUAUCUCCCAUUUGCCUGCGGAAAAUGUUUACGAGCUUGGCUUCUCGCCUUUAGAAACCUAUGUUAUCACCUGGCAACGGCCGUCAAAGGAUGAAGCCGGCGACGCAGCGAAGAACCUGAAGGUCUGGCGUGUUAUUGAUGAGAGCCCCGCCGGCGGUAAGUACAUGGGAAAGCAAACGGUUGGCAAGUUCGUGCAAAAGAAUCAAACCGGUUGGAACCUGCGAUACACAUUCGACGAAAAGUUUUGUGCACGAGUUGUCACAAAUGAAGUCCAGAUUUAUGAAAGCCACGAUUUGACCAAGGUCUGGAAUAAGUUACGCGUGGAAGGUGUGUCAGAUUUUGCUGUAUCACCUGGCGAGAACCAUUCCAUCGCGGUCUUCGUGCCAGAAAGAAAGGGAUUACCAGCGUCAGUUCGUGUCUAUAAUGUUCCUCAAUUUGAUACUCCGGCUUCUCAAAAGAAUUUCUUCAAAGGCGACAAGGUGCAGCUCAAGUGGAACGACAAUGGAACUAGCCUUAUUGUGUUGGCACAAACCGAGGUCGACAAGACCGGCAAGAGUUACUAUGGCGAGACGACUAUGUACCUCCUCAGCGCCAAUGGGGGCUUUGAUUCAAGAAUAGACCUCGACAAAGAAGGCCCAAUCCAUGAUGUUUCGUGGUCGCCAAAAUCGAACAGCUUUGCCGUUGUAUACGGUUACAUGCCGGCCAAGACGGUAAUAUUCAACGCCAAAGCUCAGCCCACCCAUACGUUUCCACUUGCUCCUCGUAACACGGUCUGCUUUUCGCCACAUGGCAGGUUUGUGCUGGUGGCUGGUUUCGGAAACCUUGCUGGCCAGAUGGACAUCUAUGAUCUCGAAAAAGACUAUUCCAAACUAUGUACCAUCGAAGCGAGCAAUGCGUCGGUUUGCGAGUGGUCACCAGACGGGAAACAUAUAUUGACAGCGACGACCUCACCUCGACUCCGAGUAGACAACGGCAUCAGAAUCUGGCGUGCAAGCGGAGGGCUAAUGUACAACGAAGAUCUCAACGAGCUCUAUCAUGUGUGUUGGCGACCAGAACAGGGCUCGGCAGCACCACUGGAGGAAAAUCCAUUCUCUUCUGUGCCAGCACCACACGCUUCUGCCUUGAAAUAUCUCGAGUCGGUGAAGACUCCUUCGAAGCCAGCUGGAGCUUACCGACCACCAGGUGCGAGAGGCCAAGUCACACCCUUGGCAUUCAAGAGAGAGGAUGAAGGUGGUGCUGCGUAUGUUAGAGAUGGGAUUUCAUCUUUUGCCAACUACGUCAAUGGGUUUGGAAAGUCCAAGUCACGUGUGGUGCCAGGUGCUGAAGCAGCAGAAGACAAAUCACCGCUCCCACCUGGAGCUGCGCCUGGGGGCGGCGUCAGCUUGACUGGAACUGGUGAGGGGAUUGACAGUGAACCGUUGUCGAAGGCAGCAAAGAAGAAUGCAAAGAAAAGAGAAGCUAAGAAAGCGGCGGCGGCAGCAGCGGCGGCAGCAGCAAAUGGGGAGAGUGCGCCGCUGACACAGCUGAAGCUACAAGGAAGAAUACUAGCCAUAGUCCUGAUAGGGGAGCGCACACAACGGGACGCGAAAGAAGCCGAAGCAAAGGAUACGUGCCGGCUCCUGCAGUACCGCCCGGACUCGAAGCAAGUGCAACGCCCACACAAGGCCCGAAGGCAGAGCGAAGCAGAAGUGGAAAUCGAAGACAGCGCGGUAACACCUCGACUUCAGUAA